AUGGCAUUCAUUUUUUUUUUUUACAUUCUAUAUCACCUGUAUAUUUUUCGAUCAUUGUUUUUGAAAAAAAAAAAAAAAAAAAAAAAAAAAAAAAAAAAAAAAAAAAAAUCAAAAAUUCAACACAAUCUUGAUCUAAUGUCACUCAAUAUUAGUAAUGAUAGCAGUGAUGAAGAUAUAAAUAAAAAUAAUUUUGAAAAUAGUGACGAUGAAGAUGUUGUAUACAGUGAUAAUGAAGGUGAAGAACAUGAUAUAAUUGAACCACCAAAUUUUUAUGAAAAUAUAGAAAAAGAGAAACAACAACAUCAAGAUAAAAUACCAACAUCAUCAAUAUCACCAACAUCAUCAAUAUCACCAACAUAUAAUAAUAGUAAUAACAGUAAUAAUAAUAGUAAUAAUAAUAAUAAUAAUAAUAAUAAAAUAAAUGAUGAUUAUUAUUUAAAUUUAGUUAGAUUAAUUAGACCAAAUCGUCAAAGUAUACAAAAAUCAAUGAAUAUAAUUGUGAAUAUAUUACCAUGGAUUAAUGAGCCACAAGAUGUAUUCAUUGUGAAUCAAGAUAUACAAAUUGGUGAUUUAACAGUUUUCUUUAAAGAAAAAGGAUCAAGAUUAAAACUCAGAGAAUUAACAAAUUAUAGUUUACAUAGAAUCAUUAAAAAACAAUAUACAAAUAUAAAUUCAACAAAUUCAAUUCAAAAGAAAUUAUUAUUAUCAAAUGAUCAACCUGUUAAAACUUAUAAUUUACAAUCAAAUGAAUCAUUAGAAUUAAUACCAAAUUAUAUAGUUAAUGCAAAUCAUUAUAGUACAAGUCCAAAUAGUAAUAGUAGUAAUAAUAAUAAUAAUAAUAACACAAAUUAUAAUAUUAAUAAUUCAACACCAAAAACAUUACCAAGAUGGUUUUAUAAAGUAAUUAUACCAUCAAUUGAAUUGGAGGGUAUAUUAAAAGAUUUAAAUUCACAUUUAACUGAUAAUUGUAAUAAUAAUUGUAUAAAUAAUAAUAAUAAUAAUAGUAAUAAUAAUAACACUAAUAACACUAAUAAUAAUAAUAAUAAUGGUAUUUUAAGUAGUUCACCAUCUAAUCAUAAUCAUAAUCAUAAUCAUCACUUUUUAGAUGGUGGAGGUAAAAGAAAGCCUCAAUUUGACCCAUUUCAAGCACUAUCAUCUAGAAAUACCGCAAAUAUUCAUGAUAUAAUUCAAAAUAUUAAAUCAAAUAAAUUAAUAACAAUUGAUAGUCCAAAAAGAGCUUUAUCAACAAGUAAUGGUGCUUCUUCUUCUUCCAAUUCUUCUUCCAAUUCUAAUAAUAUAGAAUUACAAAAUAAUGGUAAUAAUUGGAAUUUUACAAUACCAAGUUCAAUUGAUUUACCAGAGAAACAUCAUCAACAAGGUAAUUGGUACCAAGCAAGAAGAGUUUAUGAUGUUAUUCAAAAGAUUGAAUUAGAAUUUCCAUACGUUUUAGAUACAAGAACAAUUGAUUCAUCCAUUCAACCAGAGGAUAAAUGGGAAGCUAGAAUUAAUUCAUCAGAUGAAACUUUUAUAAAAACAUUAACAAUGCAAGAUAGUUUAGGUUCAGAGUUAAGUAAACAAGAAUACAUUGAAUUUUCAUUACGUUUUGAAAAUAGAACUUGUUUAUUAAUUGGUAUAGAAUAUAGUUUCACAAUUUGGUUAGAUCCAAUUCAAUCAUUUUUCACUUUAUCUUGUUCACAAAAUACAACUGUUAGAGAUGCUGUUUAUUUCAUACUUCAAUAUCUUUUCCCAUUAAAUUCAUCAUCAUCAUCAUCAUCAUCAAAUAAUAAUAAUAAUAAUAACCCAUUAAAUAAUAGUAAAGGUGGUGAUUAUGAUGUUGAAACUUUUAUGACUAUGAUACCAUAUUAUGGAUUAUAUUUACAAGAAUCUAAAAAUACAAGUACAAAGUUAAUACCAUUACAACAUAAACAAUCAUUAUUGAGUUGUAAUCCGAAAUUAAAUGAAUCUAUAUUCGUUUUUAAGAAAAAGAAGAAUUUAUUAUCAAAAUCAUUUGAUCAAUUAGUUUUAACAAAACAAAAACAACAACAACAAGCAACAACAGCAACAAGUGGUAGUGGUAGUUGUAGUAAUGGUAGUAAUAGUAGUGGUAAUAUUGGUCAGUUAUUAGAUGAAGAUGAAGGAUAUAAUCUUACAGUACUUUUUCCAACUAAAAAUACAUAUAGACAAUUUCAUUUCAUUCCAACUAGAACUGUUAAUGAAACUAUUAAAUCCAUUCUAGAUGUAACUGCACCACCUCCACCUUCUUCACCAAUUUUAACAUCAUCGUCACCAUCAUCACCAUCACCAUCACCAUCAUCACCAUCACCUUCAACAACUAAUAGUACAAUAUCAGUAUCAACAACUGCCACUAACAAUACAUCUGAUUUUAUAUCAAUUGCAAGUAAUUGUGGUAGUAAUGAAGUUUCAAUUGAAGAUUUUAAAUUUGAAUAUUUACCAUACACUUCUUCAUUCCACAAUAAUAAUAAUAAUAAUAAUAAUAAUUUAUUACAACCAUCAUUACCAACUUCUUUUUCACCAAUUUUAUCAACAAAUGGUAAUGAAUUAAAUAAUAAUAAUAAUAAUAAUAAUAAUAAUAAUAAUAAUAAUCAAAAUAAUAAUAACAAUAAUAAUGAACAUCAAUUAAUUCAACAACAACAAAGAUCAAAUUUUAUAUUUGAUAAUCAAUAUGAAGCAUCAAGAUAUUGUUUAUAUUUUCAAAAGAAUGGAUCAGGUGUUUGGAUGGAAGGUAAUAGAACAUUGAUAUCCUAUAAUUUACCAAAUGAAACUGUUGUUGAUUUUAAACCACCACCUUCAAUUUGUAAAUUAUCAUUGAUAGAGGGUAUUUGUCAUUGUGUAAGAUUAUAUUGUAAAUCAAAUGUUUACACGGUUACAGUUGGUAAAUAUACAACCAUACCAGAGUUGGAAGAUUUAAUAUGUAGAAAUAUUAAAACUUUAACAAAGAGAGAAUCGGAAAUAUUUGGUUUAUUCUUAAUUAAAUUUGAUAAAACUACUGGUAGAAGAAUUGAAAUUUGUUUAUCUUCUUAUUUAAAUUUUCAAGAAUUACCUAAUAAUAAUAAUAAUAUUUAUAAUAAUAUAAAUAAUAUUGAUGAUAGUAAUAAUAAUAAUAAUAGUAGUUUAGAUAAUGAUAAUAAUUCAUUAUGGUUUGGUGUUGAUGAUUAUUUUGAAUUUAAAGAGAGUACAGAGGCAAAUAUUGAUAGUGUUGCUGCAAUGGCAUUUGCAUCAAUGAAAGAUCCACCUUUAAUACCUGGUGAAGUUUUAUCAAUUAGAAGAGAAGGUUCAAGAGUUGUAAAUGGUAAUGGUAGUGGUAACAGUAAUGGUAGUAGAAAUAGUAAUAGUGGUAGUAGUAAUAGUGGUGGUGGUGGUAAUGAUGAUAGUGAAUCAACAAAUAAUAAUAAUAGUAAUAAUAAUGGUGGUGGUAGUAAUGGUAGUAAUGGUAGUUUAACAACAAUGAAACAAGGUAUAUUUAUGUUAACAAAUUAUAGAUUAAUAUUUCAUGCAUUGAAUAGAUCAUCUUAUUCAGAUUUAACUAAAGAAGAUUGUGAAAUACCAUUGACAACAAUUUCAAAAUGUAAGAAUAAAGAUGUGAAUACAAUAGAGAUACAAUGUAAAGAUUUUAAAGUAGUACAAUUCUUUUGUUUAGAUAGUAAUCUUUGGAGUACUCUAAGGUCGACCAUACUUCAAACUAAUGCAAUCACAAGAACAUUUGCUUUUAAAAACUUUGAACUCUAUGAUAAAUCAUUUGAUGUGAUUUACAAUUGUCAAGAGGAAUUCGAGAGAUUACAAUUUCCAAGAGAUAAAUGGAGAAUUACAACUUUGAAUUCAGAUUAUUCAUUAUGCCCAACUUAUCCAUCACAAUUUAUAGUGCCAGUCAAUGUUAGUGAUGAACAAUUGAAAAAGGUAUCAGGUUUUAGAGAAAAAGGUAGAGUGCCUGCAAUUUGUUGGAUUCAUAGAAGUCAUAAUUCAACAAUCACACGUUGUAGUCAACCUAGAGUUGGUUUAGCUAGAGCACGUUGUUCAGAAGAUGAAGAAUAUUUAAAUAUCAUCACAAAGAGUACAAAUUAUACCACAAAUUCACCAAUACUCUAUGUAAUGGAUUCUCGUCCAAUGGCAAAUGCAAAGGCAAACGCUUUAUUGGGUAAAGGUCAUGAGAAUACAAGUCUUUAUCAAAAUGUUGAAUUACGAUUCCUUGGCAUUGGUAAUAUUCAUGUUAUGAGGGAUUCCUAUAGAAAGUUGUACAAUCUAGUUCAAAAUGCAGAAUCGUCAAAUUGGUUAUCUCAAAUGGAUAGCACUCAAUGGUUGGAUCAUAUCUAUCAAUUGAUAAACUCCUCAUUGAUGGUGGUGGAAUUGGUCGAUAAAAAAGGCUCAUCCGUUCUAACUCAUUGUAGUGAUGGGUGGGAUAGAACCAGUCAAUUGGUAUCAUUGUCUCAACUAUUGCUAGACCCAUUCUAUCGUACUAUAAAAGGAUUCGAAAUUUUAAUCGAAAAAGAAUGGUUAAGCUUUGGUCACCUUUUCCAAUCUCGUUCUGCUCAUUUCCAAACUGAACAUAGUGAUGAUGAAUUCUCUCCAAUCUUUUUAUUGUUUAUUGAUGCUGUUUGGCAAUUAACCAAUCUAUUACCAACCACUUUUCAAUUCAAUGAAAGAUUUUUAAUUAAGAUAUUGGAUUCAGUUUAUAAUUGUCGUUAUAAACAGUUCCUUUUCAAUAAUGAAAAAGAUAGAUUAUCCUAUCAAAAGAAUUAUCCAAAUGGUUUAGUUUCGCUUUGGUCUGUAGUCAAUUCAAACCUAGAAGAUCAUGUCAAUAGCUUUUACAUUGCAGAUCCAAAACCAAUCUAUGAGAAUUUCUUUAUGGGUGAUAUUCAAUUUUGGUCAAAUUACUAUAUGCGAUGGAACGAAAAAUUUAAACCAAAAAUUCAAUUGGAUAAUAAUAUAAUUAGAGAAAUUGAAAAAAUGUUAAAACAACAACAACAACAACAAUUACAACAACAAUAUCAACAACAUUUACAACAAUUACAACAACAACAACAACAACAACAACAACAACAACAACAACAACAACAACAACAACAACAACAACAACAACAACAACAACAACAACAACAACAACAACAACAACAACAACAACAACAACAACAACAACAACAACAACAACAACAACAACAACAACAACAACAACAACAACAAUUACAACAACAUAAAAAAUAA
Dictyostelium discoideum AX4 is the source of this 5217-nucleotide messenger RNA. RefSeq lists its product as hypothetical. The transcript has 4 exons. The coding region runs from base 1 to 5217 and encodes 1738 amino acids. Lineage: Eukaryota; Evosea; Eumycetozoa; Dictyosteliales; Dictyosteliaceae. The record is from RefSeq and is a predicted model, not a curated record.